AUGGAUAGGAUAUUUUGUUGUAAUGUACAAGGGAUUAACAGCCAACAUAAGCAUCAAGAUAUUAAGCAUUUAAUCCUUUCAAAGAAUGUUGGGUUGGUUAGUCUUCUCGAAACAAAAGUGAAGAAUAAAAAUAUGGGCUCCCUUUAUAAUAGUUUGUUUUCUGGAUGGUUUUUUACUGAUAACAAUCCUUGGAUUGAUAAAGGUAGAAUAAUAGUUGCUUGGAAUCCGAAAGUGUACUCUCUAGAUAUUAGGUUAUGCACUACUCAGUUGAUUCAUUGUUUGGUGCAAGUACCAAAUCAGGCAGGAAGUUGUUUUAUCACCUUUGUGUAUGGUUUUAAUGAUGAAUUAUCUACGGAACAGUUGUGGAAAGAUAUGCAGGAGUUGGUUGUAUCUAUAGUUGAUCCUUGGAUGGUGAUAGGGAACUUUAAUGAGAUUCUUUCUCAUCAUGAGAGAAUAGGUAAAAAGGUUGCUGCUAAACUCUCUAGCAGCUUCCAAGAUUGCCUAUCAUUCUGUUACUUGGAGGAUUUAAAGUUCUCAGGUUGCUUCUAUACUUGGAACAAUAAACAGAAGGCAGAGGAGAAGAUUUAUUCAAAGAUUGAUCGUGCUUUGGUUAAUUCACAAUGGACAGAUUAUUUUCCAAACUCAGAAGUUGUUUUUCUUCUGGAAGGACUCUUUGAUCAUAGUCCAGUCCUUGUUCACUUCUAUUUGGAGUUUGCAAUGGAGAAGAAACCAUUUAGAUACUUUCAGAUUUGGAAAGAAGCUCCCUCUUAUGCAGUCAAGAUUCAAACUAGUUGGAAUAUUCCAGUUGUUGGUACUGAAAUGUUUCAAGUGGUUUCUAAAUUGAAAAGGUUGAAACAUACAGAAUUUAAGGCAAAAAUCUUACUGAGGGAGCUUCAAGAAAAAUUGCAUAAGGAUCCGCUUAAUGACUGCCUUAUUAAUCAAGAACAAGUGGCUAGAGAAAAUUUCCUCCAUUUCCAUAAAGCUUACAUGAUGUUUUUGGCACAAAAAGCUAAAGCUAGGAGGAUACAGAACAGGAUUCUGUCCAUCAAGAAUAAGGGUGGCAUUUGGGUAGAUACUCCAACUGGAAUGAAAGCUCCAGGCCCAGAUGGAUAUAGUAGCUACUUCUAUCAAGAUAACUUGAAUUUGGUGGGUUUGGAGGUUAGUGCAGUUGUUCUAUCCUUCCUCAAAUCGGGUAAAUUGCUCAAAGAGAUUAAUGCCACAACUAUUACUCUCAUUCCUAAGACCAUUUGCCCAGAUAAUGUUUGUGAUUUCAGACCCAUUGCUUGUUGUAAUGUCAUAUAUAAAGCAACGUCUAAGAUGAUUUUUUCAAGACUUCAUCAAGUUCUACUUGAAUUAAUAGCAGAAAAUCAAGGGGGAUUUGUUCAUGGUAGAUACAUAGCAUACAACAUCAUGAUAUGUCAAGACUUAGUUCGACAUUACGGGAGGAAAAAUUGCAAACCAUGUUGUAUGAUCAAGUUGGAUUUGAGGAAAGCUUAUGACACUAUAGAGUGGGAUUUUAUUGAAGAGAUGCUCACAGCUUUUCAUUUUCCUAUGAAAUUUAUUUAG
Molecule: messenger RNA, 1566 nt
Organism: Humulus lupulus (European hop)
Lineage: Eukaryota; Viridiplantae; Streptophyta; Magnoliopsida; Rosales; Cannabaceae
Exons: 4
Coding region: 1-1566 (521 amino acids)
Source: RefSeq, a predicted model, not a curated record